Acanthochromis polyacanthus (spiny chromis) is the source of this 7603-nucleotide messenger RNA. RefSeq names its product v-akt murine thymoma viral oncogene homolog 3a (gene akt3a). The record is from RefSeq and is a predicted model, not a curated record. Gene Ontology annotation, biological process: protein phosphorylation. Gene Ontology annotation, molecular function: ATP binding; protein serine/threonine kinase activity. NCBI's taxonomy places the organism in Eukaryota, Metazoa, Chordata, Actinopteri, Pomacentridae. The transcript has 14 exons. Bases 671 to 2110 code for a protein of 479 amino acids.
UUUUCCCGAGAAGUCAAAACAACCGUUGGCUGCGGUAACGGUCGCUCCUCGGAGCUUCUCGGAAAUCCGUUUGAUGUAGCUCCCAACAAAUUAUCUCUGUAACGUUCACAGCGGCGCUUAGCUUAACUCGCAGUUUAGCCCAGGCUUCUUCUUUUUUUUUCUUUCCUCCAGCAUAUUCAGUCACUCAAAGAAAAAAAAACGGGAGGAAAGCGAAGUCACCCGGGCGGUGUGUGAACAGCAGGUGCACAGGAAUACCAGCGCACCUGCCGCUACAGGCUGAGUCACUGCUGGGGAGGAGAAAGGUCUGGAGAGGGAACGAGAGAGGAGGAGGAGGAGGUGGAGGAGGAGGGGGAGAAGAAGAAGAAGAAGAAGAAGGGAGGGAGGCAGCGAGAUAAGCCACAACAGGAAGCAGCGACACACGCGCGUGGACAUACACACCGCGAGUUAGCGUGUGUGUGUGCGUGUCUGAGAGCGAGGCUGCGCGAACGAGAGGGUGAACGGGAAAGGAAGGGAGGGAGAGUGACGCGGAGGCUGGGAGAGCCGGCCCCCCUCCUCUCCUCCUCUCCCUCUCUUUCUCUCCUCUCCUCCUCUCCUCCCCUCCUCCCUCUCUCUCUCUCUCUCUCUCUGUGGAGCAGGCGUGUAGCGGCAUCAGACUCGGCGUGAAGGAACCAUGAGCGAUGUCACCAUCGUUAGAGAGGGAUGGCUCCAGAAACGGGGUGAAUAUAUAAAGAACUGGCGACCACGAUACUUCCUGCUGAAGACGGACGGAUCUUUCAUCGGCUACAAAGAGAAACCUCAGGAUGCAGACCUGCCCUACCCCCUGAAUAACUUCUCUGUAGCAAAAUGUCAGCUGAUGAAGACGGAGAGGCCGAAGCCAAACACCUUCAUCAUUCGCUGCCUCCAGUGGACCACCGUCAUCGAGAGGACCUUCCACGUGGACUCGCCUGACGAGAGAGAUGAGUGGACAGAAGCCAUCCAAAUGGUGGCCGACAAGCUGCAAAGACAAGAGGAGGAAAGGAUCCAGUGCAGCCCAACAUCAAACAUCGACAACAUGGUCGAGGAGGAGAUGGACAUUUCCACGACGCACCACAAACGCAAGACAAUGAGUGACUUCGACUACCUGAAGCUUCUGGGAAAGGGAACCUUUGGUAAAGUGAUUCUUGUCCGGGAAAAGGCCAGCGGGAAAUAUUACGCCAUGAAAAUCCUCAAAAAAGAAGUCAUCAUAGCCAAGGAUGAAGUGGCUCACACACUCACAGAGAGCAGAGUGCUAAAGAACACCAGACACCCCUUUCUUACUUCGCUGAAGUAUUCAUUCCAGACUAAAGACCGCCUCUGUUUCGUCAUGGAGUAUGUGAAUGGAGGAGAGCUGUUUUUCCAUUUGUCCAGAGAGCGAGUGUUCUCAGAGGAGCGCACGCGCUUCUACGGCGCCGAGAUCGUCUCAGCUCUCGACUACCUGCAUUCAGCCAAGAUUGUGUACCGGGACCUGAAGUUGGAAAACCUGAUGCUGGAUAAAGAUGGCCACAUCAAGAUCACUGAUUUUGGCCUCUGCAAGGAGGGCAUCACAGACGCUGCUACCAUGAAGACCUUCUGUGGCACUCCAGAGUACCUCGCACCUGAGGUCCUGGAGGAUAAUGACUAUGGUCGGGCGGUGGACUGGUGGGGUUUGGGCGUCGUGACGUACGAGAUGAUGUGCGGCCGACUGCCGUUCUACAACCAGGACCACGAGAAGCUGUUCGAGCUCAUCCUCAUGGAGGACAUCAAGUUCCCGCGCACGCUGUCGGCCGAUGCCAAGUCGCUGCUGUCUGGUCUGCUCAUCAAAGACCCAAACAAACGGCUCGGAGGAGGACCAGAUGACGCUAAAGAAAUAAUGAGACACAGUUUCUUCUCUGGCGUCGACUGGCAGGACGUCUACGAUAAAAAGCUCGUUCCUCCCUUCAAGCCUCAGGUGACGUCAGAAACAGACACCAGGUACUUUGACGAGGAGUUCACAGCUCAGACCAUCACAAUCACUCCACCAGAGAAAUUCGAUGAGGACGGGAUGGACUGUCUGGACAACGAGAGAAGACCGCACUUCCCACAGUUCUCGUACUCAGCCAGCGGGCGGGAAUGAACUGUCCAUCACAGUGACAUCAUCACAGCUGGUCUCUGAGGUCAUCAGUGUGGGACAGAAAAAGACCCACAGCUUCGAACCGACUCAGAACGACCCCGACUCGAAGGACUUUGCUCUCCUAGUUCUCUCUUUUUCACCUCUCCAGUCAGCUUCUCUGUUUCCGUUCUCUUAGUGAAUCCCGUCUUAGAGAAAACCUUCAGGCGAAAUUCCCGUCUAAUCCUGCACUGCAACCCCAGGUGAUCCGAGCUGUGAUGUAACGACCCUUUAAUGACAGGAGCGUCACCGGUGGCCUGCUGUGCUUUGACAUGUGUCGGUGCUGCCAAACCCCACAAAACCUCUGACGAUGAAGUUAGACGACAGCCGGUGUGUUUUUAAGGAGACGUUUUUGUAGCUUCUUAUCUGUACGACGGAGAUACAGCAUUUUAAGUCAUUCAAACUGCCACUACCGGUUGUAUCUCAGGCUUUUUGCAGAUACUCAGACACUGAUAUCAGAUCCUCAGUUAAGUAAUCCUGGGAUUGAUUGAGGCUGCCUGGCAGUGAGUGAGCAGAAUCCUUCACACCUCAUGUUUGUCGAGCAGGAUUUGACUCAGGUUUUGCUCAGUGCAAGUCAUUCUCGUUGUUGCUGCUAUUUCAACUACUACAACAACUACUACUACAGGUACUCUCGCUACUAUUAUCCUACUACUGCUACUCCUACAAUCCGGUGCUACUCUACUAGCUAAAUGCUGCUGAUCAUUAUGCAGGCGCCAGCAAAACAUCAGCCACCUGUGUUAACAUCUAUGCUUGCACAGCUGCAGAACAGCUGCUGCUCCUAAUGUACAGCUAUUACACAUCAACUCUGUAGAUUACGGUAAUGAGAGCAUGACAUGUUUGUGCGUUUACGUGUGUGCGUGUGAGAGCGUGCAAGGUCCAGUUGUGGGUUUGUGUUUCAGAACGCACCUCAAAGCACAGCAGUUCAGAAGGAUGAAGCCCCCAAACAUGAGCUUUACUACAAUGCCCACAAUGCAGUGCAAGGUAGUCGAUGACACAUAUUAACACGGAGGUGAAAACGAGAGGAAAGCAGCUGGUUUGAAUGUUUCCCCAUGAUAUUUUUUAUUUUUAUUUCCAGUCCCUCUGAGUUUAAAUUUCUUCUAUCCCAAAAGGGAAAAGGAAACGGUACUUUGUUUCAGUGUUGGAAAGCUUUACUGUGACAUUUCGUCAUCACGGCUUUGGGAUCCACACAGCUGUACCUCUCUGUCUCUGCAGGAAAAAGAGAAACUGCAGCAGCAACAGAUUUCACCACAGAGUGAAAAAGAGAAAGUCCAGGACGGCAGGGAGGGCACUGUGAGAGCGUACAGGUGAAAAGAAAGAUAUGUAAUGUUUAUAAUGUGAUUAUUUAUGACGCAGUGAGGUGACAGCUGAUCUCCUGCCAGCUUCUAAUGAAGGAUUGUGAGGAGGUAUACAUCAAGAGUUAUGGGUUUACAAGAAUCACAGCAAUGGCUAUUAUAUAUGUUCUAUUUAUUGUUCUACUCAUUGGUUUUAUAUUUAACUUUUUCUAUUGUUAUUACAUUAUUCUAGAAAAAAAAUAUAUUGUUAUUUCUUAGGGCUGAGAGGAAAAAAAUGCACCUCAAGAAACAAAAAUGGCUGAAGAAUGUAGGAGGGAAAGCGGAUUUAGCCUUCCUGCUCCAUCGUUUAAUUUAAUGAUGUUUUUGUGUUGUUUUGUGACCAAAAUAUGACGGGUGAGAGGUGGCAGGACGCGUUAAAGACAGAGGAUGGAAGUGUGGGACAAAGACAGAGACCCAGGAAGUUUUUAUUUAUAUAAACUUCAGGCAUUCAGUGUGAAGAUUUGCUUUCCAAGAGGAGUGAACUGUGAAGCAAGAUUAUUAGAACAGCAAGUAAGCCACAGAUUUACAUUGCUUUGGAUAAAAGUGUUCGCGACAUCAAACUGUAGAUUUCAAUGUCACAAAGGCUGCUCUCUCUUAACCUGCUAGAUCACCAUGGUAACUGAAGCGCUUCCCUUUUUCUGACCGGAUUCUAUAUGAGUAAUGUUGAGAAUGCAGUAUAUCUGCAAACUUAUUGAGCUGAAUGUUAGUAAUUUUACUGAGUGGAGUUGUGCGGUUACAGUAGCACACGUUAGCAGGAAUUUUUGGGCAGAAUAUCCCACCAAACCGUCAGUCGGCGCUCCGAGUCAGAGCAAACAACAGACAACAAAAUAACAUCCAGAACAUUCAUCUGGACGUCUGUCGUCACUUCUUCUGUGACGACUGACGGGGAAAUUCUGGGUUAUUCCAACUGAAAAUGAGUCUUUGUGGCUCCAAAAUCAGCUAAACAAGCCUCAAAACAGCCCUGCGAAGCUAAUUUAGCCGUAACGUGUAACAAAUCUAACAUGUGGUUGGAUGUACAAUGGGCAAAUUCUGAGAUAAUCCAAUUAAAAAUGUAUUUUUGUGGCUCCAAAGUCAGUCAUGUAUAAACAUGUUUAUGUUUACUACUAAAACCAUUUCAGAUUGUUGAUAUUACAGCUAAUAGAUUUAGCUGAGUACAUCAAUCAGUCAUUAAUCUUAAGCUUUGAUUUGGCUUAAGAUAAUUUCCACGUAUCCUUCAUUAUGGGACGAUGUCAGACCUAAAUGCACUCUUUAGCUAUCAUAUUUAAAUGAGUUAAGAGUUUUAAUGUGCCGCUGUCGUGUUAAAUAUAAGCAGCUGCAUGAAGACAGUACUGAGUAGUAAAUAUACUACAUAUAUAUAAUUAACUAUUUUCUAACAUUCCUUUCUUGCCUCAUUGCAUCAACAGCACCUUUUACUGUAAUUUACUCUGCAAUAUAACAACCUGUUCCUCUUGACUGAAGUAGAAAUCAAUCAAAAACUUUGUCAGCAACUCGCACAAAGAAAGCCUGGCUAAGUUGCUUCAUAGUUCACCCCUCUGACUGGAUACUGACACAGAUGUUCCUCCUGUUUAAUCUUAUCACAGCUGUGUGAUGGUGAAGGCAGAGUUCAGAGAGGAAGGUGAAGCGGAAGUUGAGCAGAAAGAAAACGGCACAAAAGUCUGAAUGUGAGGCGUUGAGGAAAGGAAGAGACUCAAAGCUGAGCUGUAAGUGCUACUGUUUAACGUAAGUGUUGUCGCGAAAAGAGGCCAAAGAGUGUUCGGAUCAGAGACGUCGUCUAAGGUCAGUCGACGUUUUCCUGUCGGUUCUUUGGAUGUUUAGAUGAGAAAAUACAUUUUCCCUCCACGUCAGAGUCGGGUCCCUCCGCUGUGUUUGAGGCGUGCUGUCACCUCUCCUGUCAGGACUUUGUUUGUUUGCGGUUGUUUCAUCGUCAUGUCUUCCAGUCUAGCCAACAAGAUUUAAAAUCCCCUCGAUUUCUCUGUCUUCAAACGCCGGGUACGCCUUAUGGUUUAGCUCAGAACAAGUCAAAAAGAAAAACUUUGACAUCCAGCACUUCUGAGUCAAAAACAGAAACAAAUCACCAGAUGUGAGGUAGUAAAUUUUUAAAAAAAUGUUCAAUCUCAACUACAUUAAAACAAACAAACGUUUUCAUAGUGUGGAAAAAAAUCACCUUCAGUAUCUGGCUGACAGAUUAAAGAGUACCGGGGGAUGUGCUCUUAUUAGGCAUAGCAAAUUGUAUUCCAGUAUAUUUAUUUGAAUGUUUUUAUUAUCAUCAUUGAUGGAUAACUUGAAUUUAUUUUCUAUUUAUUUGAUGUCAUUUUGUUUUGGUGUUUAGCAGUAAAGGGGCUGUAGUCGUGUUUCAACACUGUUCUAAAAAUAAAAAGCCCCCAGUUUUUCUUUUCCUUUACAGAUAUCCCUUAUACGACACAUUACCUGUUUUCCCGCUGCUCUUAAGUCCAUAUGCUUUACUGUUGCACAUCCAUUAAACUGCUACUAGCUAGCAAAGGCGCUUUAUGGCAGAAAGUAUAAAAGGAUGGCGCUGGCCUGCAUGCUGUAGUCCCCCUCUGUCCGCACAACCAGUCCUGAGUCAAAGUGGCACUCAGAACUCUUAUGAAAAAUACUUCUCUGUGAUCGAUUGAGCCUGUCUGGCAGCGCCCAAGCAGUUCAAAAUGAGUACAGAUCCCACCCAGCUGGCACCCUCGACAAGCUCAAGCAAACACUCCCAAGUAUUUGGAAGGAUUUCAGCUCUGAUUUGACCCAGGUCUGCGAGCGACUGAGGAGUUCUAGCUGUAUGUGCACGCUGAACGCCAGAAUCAUUAGAAACCAGAGUUCAUGAAGUACCGCUUUGUAGCUUUGGCCACAGCACUUUCAUACCCAUCACUUUUUAUAUGAUUCAGAGGAGUCUGAUUCAGCCCUGCUUUAAAGGAAGAUUUUUAGCUUUUCUUUUUUUAUGUUUUUAAGAAAAUGUGGAUUUUUAAAGCACAUCUCCCCUCCAUGUUUUGAUGUUGCUCUGAUGUCCAGCGUUGGCAAAAUCCUGGACCAAGCGUCCCACGUGCACUGGAAUUUUUAGGAAGUUGAUCAGUGUUUCUAAACUAAAACGUUUGUAAGAAUCCACUGAUCCCAUGUUGUCCCUGAAGAGUUUCCCUCCACACAUCCACGUUCAUGUCGUGGCAGCAACAAUGUCAGAAAGGUGAUUUUAGGAUCAAAGUGUUCUCCGGUGAAGCUUAGUAAUCCUCCUCAUCAGUGUGGGCUUUAGCUCAAAGAAUCAGUUGUGAACACGCGUCUCACCAAACUGAGGUUCAGUUUGAGCCUCCUCACAGCUUUACUGGUGCCCCAAACAUACUCGACGGUAUGUGAGAUCUCCGAUGCUGCUCUGACGGCGUUCACUCCUAAAGCUGCUGCUGUUUGUACUGUACAUCUAUCACACAACAGAUCUGACUCCAAUAGUGUUUCAGCAUCAUGUAAAAAUUCUUUCAAAGACCUCAGCUGCUCCGUAUUGAUCUCGUCCGUUGUUAAUGAACCGACAACUUCAGCCAAAAAUCACAAACGGCACUGCGCCUAGCGUCUAAUGCAGAUAAUAAGUGAACGGCUCAAGUGUUUGGAAUGAUCUCUGAAAGUAUUUGACCUCAUGUCUGCGGCGGAUUCCCCCCCCUCUCUUCUCUCUACGGUACUAGUCUACUAUCAUCAUGAUUAUUAACAUAAACAAGCAUGAGAUGCAUUUAUUUAUAAACAGCAAACAAAAAAAACAGCAAACGUGCAAAUAUUACAAAGUAUAACUGGGUUUUAACGCCGCGUCCGUCUACUGUAGCUCUACAGUUGUGUGAGACAUGUUUCCCCGACGUGUCGGAGGAGCAGAGGCCGUGUUGACUCUGAGACAGUGUCGGGAAACUCAGCGGAUCCAGAAAGAUUCACAGAAAAGCAGAUCAAACAGGCUUUUUCUGUCUUCAUGCUGUCAGGAUGCAGUGCUGUUGGCCAGUGAGGCCGCGAGGAUGUGAAAACAACAAUUACCAUCAACAUGAAGCUGUUUUUUUACACUGUACAUCCUUAGUAUUUUUACACAUAAAAUGUAUAUGAUAGGGAUGCACAUUAUUUUCCUUCUUACAGACAGCUUCAAUAAAGCACUAUGUCAAUCUGC